Rubroshorea leprosula is the source of this 1389-nucleotide messenger RNA. The record is from the annotation of a GenBank genome assembly. NCBI's taxonomy places the organism in Eukaryota, Viridiplantae, Streptophyta, Magnoliopsida, Malvales, Dipterocarpaceae.
ACACAUACAUAUACAUAUCUUUUCUUUUAUUGUGUUAAACUCACCUCAAUGAUUCCUUGAUCUUACUACAGGUAGACUCUCCAGAAAUGUGGCCAUGACAGGAAAUAUUCUUUUGAAUGGAAAGAAGAGAAGACUAGAUUAUGGUGUUAUUGCUUAUGUGACCCAAGAGGAUGUGAUGUUGGGAACUCUAACAGUUAGAGAAACCAUAACCUACUCAGCUCAUCUGAGGCUUCCAAAUAACUUGACCAAAUAUGAAGUAAACGACAUUGUCAAUGGAACCAUCAUGUCCAUGGGUCUCCAAGAUUGUGCUGAUAAUGUGAUAGGAAACUGGCAUUUGAGAGGUAUCAGUGGUGGGGAGAAGAAGAGACUGAGCAUAGCACUUGAGAUCCUCACAAUGCCACGAGUUUUGUUCCUCGAUGAACCUACCAGUCGCCUUGACAGUGCCUCUGCCUUCUUUGUGAUCCAAACUCUCAGGAACAUUGCCUGUGAAGGAAGGACGGUUAUCUCUUCUAUUCAUCAACCUAGUAGUGAAGUGUUUGCAUUAUUGGAUGAUCUGUUCUUGCUAUCUGGUGGUGAAACUGUUUAUUUUGGAGAAGCAAAGAUGGCAGUAGAGUUCUUUGCUGAAGCUGGAUUUCCAUGCCCCAAAAGAAGGAAUCCUUCUGAUCACUUCCUGCGGUGUAUAAAUUCAAAUUUUGACACUGUCACAACCACACUAAAAGGUUCUCAAAGACUUCGGCAUCUUGAGAAAGUUCCUUCUUUCAGGGAAAUAACUUCUUUUGGUUCCAAGAGGCACCAACCUCUUCAUUCACUGUCCACUCAAGAGGAUCUCGACUCUCCUCGGCAGUAGAAGCAACAAUAGCAACCAUGUGAAGCCUUGAGUUUGAACUAUGUGAUUGCUGUAACGUAGUUUCUGAUAUUCAUUAAUUAUCAAAGUCCUUGGAUGCAAAGAAACAAAUGUAAAAAUGCAUCAAAAAGUUUCUGAUUGAUUUUUAUGUAGAAGGGAUGUCUUCCCUUUUGAUCAAGAUAAUUUGUGAGGGAUCAAAGCUUACAUCUUUCUGUUUGUUUUUGAACCUCAAUCAGUCGGCCAUGGCUCCCAGCAAGCCUGAUUCCAGUGUAUUACUUAUCUUUCUAUGUGAUUCUUAGUCUGUUAGAUGGGUGCUUAAUUAUUCUGCUUACCAUUAGGGUUUGUAUGUGAGUCUUUCUCCUGUGUUGGGAUGGUUAGUUGCUGCUGAUUGCUACCUUGUUCUACAUAAAUUUUUUGUAUUUGCUGAUUUGAAUGCUUUCUCGAUUAAGUUCAUUGUUUUCUUUGUAUUGUAUGAGUGAGAAUGGAAAAUUUGGAGGAAAUUUGAGUUGGUCAUCUUGAACAAUGUAUAAAUGUUAAACAGACAG